CCAAUAGUCAGUGAACAGCCAACAACGACAAUCCAACUUCUUCCCCGUUCCCUAUCGUAUGGCUAUAUAUCCACACGAGAGAGGCCCCUUUGCUUAGGAGAAAAGUAUCACUGCACUGCACCAACUCGAUCGAUCUCACUCGCAAAAUGCCGUCUUUCAUCGACGGCCCUACUUUCCGCUCGCUGCUCCGGCCGUCCACCAAUGGACGCCGGACGAAGAUAUCCGACAGCGGCGGCGGCGGCGGCGGCGGCGGGCUGUUUAAGAUGUUCAAGCUCAUGCCCAUGCUCUCAUCCGGGUGCAAGAUGGUGGCGCUGCUGGGCCGGCACAACAGGGCCCUCCUGGCCGACCACGCCACGACGGUGACGCUGUUCGGUCACCGGCGCGGCCGUGUGAGCCUUGCCAUCCACGAGGACACGCGCUCACCGCCACUGUUCCUCAUCGAGCUGCCCAUGCUGACGAGCGCGUUGCACCGGGAGAUCUCCUCCGGGAUGGUCAAGCUGGCGCUCGAGAGCGACACCCGCAGCGCGCGCCGCCGGCUCGUGGAGGAGUACGUCUGGGCCGUCUACUGCAACGGCCGCAAGGCCGGGUAUGCCAUCCGUCGGAAGGAGGCCUCCGACGACGAGCGCCACGUGCUACGCCUUCUGCGAGGGGUGUCCAUGGGCGCCGGCGUGCUCCCGGCAGCUCCCGAGAAGGAGGGCGGCGUGCCAGCGGGGCCCGACGGCGAGCUCACGUACGUGCGCGCCCGCGUCGAGCGCGUCGUCGGGUCCAAGGACUCCGAGGCCUUCUACAUGAUCAACCCGGAGGAGGGUGGCACCGCCGGUGACAACAGUGGCCCCGGAGGUGGCGGCGCGCCGGAGCUGAGCAUUUUCCUAGUAAGGAUGAAAUGAACAAAUCCAGUAUCACUCAUAUAUAUAGAACAUACUAGACUGUUUUUACUUUGUGAAUCUGAACAUAUACACACACUCAUGUUGCACAGAGAUGUUUGAUGAAGUUGUCAAUAGAUCGAGGGUGUGUAUGUAUAAUCUGUAAGCUAGAAAUACAUCUCCAUGUUAGAUAAUUAAUUUUGUGAAUCAUGCGGUGAUAAAU
Phragmites australis (common reed) is the source of this 1086-nucleotide messenger RNA. Its product is annotated as protein MIZU-KUSSEI 1-like. The transcript has a single exon. Bases 147 to 887 code for a protein of 246 amino acids. The record is from RefSeq and is a predicted model, not a curated record. Lineage: Eukaryota; Viridiplantae; Streptophyta; Magnoliopsida; Poales; Poaceae. Gene Ontology annotation, biological process: hydrotropism.